UCAUGACGCCCGGAAAUAGAACCAUAUAAAGGGGGAUAGGACCACUAGACCGUCGAACCAUCGGCUGAGUCAUUUGCUGGGUAUAAGACCAGUAAGCACAGCAAUGGAUCGGGUGAGGUCUGCAUUCAACGGCGUGAUGAGGAGUGAACGGUACAGCAGGUUCACUCUGCAGCCAGCAGAGAACGGAGAGAGACACGCCGAGGUCAAACUGUCCGACGAUGCCACAGAUGACGUCACAGAGUUGGAGGCGCAGGGCUCGCCGAGCUUCAGGCCCGCACCUCUCCGCCGGAGCCGGUGGACUGUUCUCUACGUGGUCCUGGGAAUCCUGCUGAUAUUUGUUAUUGGUUACGUGGUUGGAUACGCCAGCCACCAGAAACCUCAAGGGGAGCCUGUGGACUGCGGGGUACAGAAGGGUGUUAAAACAGACGGGACAACAACAGAACGGACCAUGACAACAACAUCAAGUGCUCCAGCUGCACCAGUUGCACCAGCUCCAGAACCUCAGCUGAACUGGAAGAAGCUCACUCAGUUGCUUGCAGAGAAACUCACCAGUCAGGCCUUUGAAAGCUCUCUGAGGGAAUUUGAUGAGCUCAGGCGCUCAGCAGGAAGUGAAGAAGAUAAGAGUCUGGCAAACCGCAUCUUUGACUCGUUCAAGAGGCUGGAGAUGAAGCCCUGGACAGACAUCCACCAUGUGCAGCUGCCGAUGCCAGACAGCCAGCGUCCAAACCGUAUUCAGUUUGGUUCAGAAGUCUUUAAGCCUACCGGGUAUUUGGCCUACAGCGCUGUUGGCAGAGUUCAGGGCCGGCUGGUGUACGGCAACUACGGUCGUAAAGAGGAUCUGGAUGUUGUACAGAAAGUUGUUGAGCUGAAAGACUCUGUGCUGCUGCUCCGUGCAGGAAAUCUCACUUUUGCUGAGCAGGUGAACAAUGCUGCCAUGAAGGAGGCUGCUGCUGUCCUAAUCUACCCCGAUCCUCAAGAUUACCCAUUUAACACAGACACAGAACUCUAUGGACAUGUGCAUCUGGGCUCAGGUGACCCCUACACUCCUGGAUUCCCCUCCUUCAACCACACUCAGUUCCCCCCAACUAACUCAUCUGGCCUACCCAAAAUCCCAGCCCAGACCAUCAGCGCCAACGUGGCUCAAACUCUUCUAAAGAAAAUCGGUGGUUUAGAAUCAAACACAAGCAGCGGUUUUAAAGGCGGUCUCUCGUCUGUGUCUUACAACCUGGGAGGCAAAGAGAGCAUCAUUGUUGAGGUGAACAACGUGUUGGUCAACAGUGAACUCCACAAUGUGUUUGGAGUAAUCAAAGGAUUCGCUGAUCCUGAUCGCUACGUUUUGCUGGGAGCUCAGAGAGACGCCUGGGGAAACGGUUACGCUAAAGCCAAUGUAGGCACCUCUGUACUGAUGGAGCUAGCCAAGGCCUUCCAUGAGAUGGUGGAGAAUGAUGGGUUCAGGCCCAGGAGAAGCCUGGUGUUUGCAAGCUGGAGUGCUGGAGAGUACGGCAGCGUCGGCGCCACCGAGUGGCUUGAGGGUUUUAUAUCCUCUAUUGACAGAAAUGUGAUAACCUACAUAAGCUUGGAUGGAGUCGUCCUGGGUCAUGGGAGUUUUAUAGCCUCGGCAAGUCCGCUGCUCUACAGUCUUCUUCAGAGCACAAUGAAGGAGGUGAAGAGUCCUCUUGGUGAUGGCACAGUGUACAGCAUGACUGUAAGAAACAACGGGAGCUGGGACACCCAAGUAAUGAGGCCAAUGUCGAUGGAUGAUCCUGCUUAUCCCUUCCUGGCUUUCUCUGGAAUUCCUUCAGUCUCCUUCCACUUCAUCAAAACCCAGAUCGAGUCCUACGUUUACUACGGCACCAGCCUGGACAACAAGGAUCACCUCUCCUACCAAACCAACCGGCGUACCAGCGAGAUGACGGCAACUGCGGCGCAGUUUGCUGGUCAGAUGGCUCUGCGACUGGUCCACGACCACAAGCUGAGCCUGGAUGUGAAUCGAUACAGCAACCUGAUCAACAAAGCUGUGCUCACAGUCUACGGGCGCAUUAAAAAGCUCUUGCGGUCUGGUGAGCUGAAAGAUGUUGAUCCUGAAUGGUUGAACCGUGCACGAAGCUCCUUUAAGCGAGCAGCUGAUGGCAUCGGCACCGCUGUUGAUAACACCGACUUGACUGACCCGGAGGCCAGUCGGAUCCUCAAUGACAGGAUCAGGAUGGUGGAGCACUGCCUCCUCUCUCCAUACGUGUCGCCCAUUGACACGCCUUUCCGCCACCUCGUGUUCGGCCGGGGCUCCCACACUUUAGCAUCCAUCGAUGUGUCCGACACAAAGCAGCUCCGCACCCAGCUGGCUCUGGCCACUUGGAACCUGAAGGCAUGUGCCAACGCCAUGAUGGGAAACGUGUGGGACAUCGAUAAUGAAAUCUAAAAGCAGAGAUGCGAGCUUGGGAGUUGCUUUUGUGUGAGACAGUUUAUUAGAAAGUACAUUUUAAAGUUCUGAUUUAAGCGGGCAAGCACAAGCUGACUGUUAGAGGUCCCGUACCUUAAUUCCAGGGUUAUAAUUAGGUUUUUUUUGGGGGGAAGGGGGCUUAUCUUACAAUUAAUCCCACAAAUAUUAACGUAGAGAGGAGGGAAAAUAUGAGAUUUAAAUAUUAAACCAUCACCGAAUACUUGAAGAAAUACUACUGAUAAAUUUGCUGGCUCUCUUCCAGCUCCACCGUACGCAUCAAACCAGGCGAAGCCUUUGCUGCAACCUCUUGCCAUCAAAGCACUGACACCUUAUUUCUACUGUCUUAUGUUUUAUUUAUCAGUGGCAGUGUCCACUAUAAAUGUUUAGUCUUUUCACUACAGCGUUAUCGGAAGCAGUGCCUUCCAUAAUUAUGACGGUUAUACUGUCGAAAGCUACGGCAGCAUCUGCUACAGAAACGACUCCUCAACUGUUGCUAACUAAAUGGAGCCUCGGAAAGUUCGAUUUCCAUUGUCCUGGCAGUAAUCUCUCCCCUUUUGGUGCAGAGAUUGUAUUUAUUCAAACUACUUAAACAAUUAGGUGUGUAGUUUGCCAAAAGGAACGAAUUAAAGGUAUUAAACGGUUUUUUAAUUGGUUUGUCCACAAGCAAGUAGAAGCUAAAAGAGAUGAAAUUGUCUUGAUAUUUGGAGAUUAAAUUGUUUAAUUGUUCACUUGAUGGCGGUUCACAUACUAAAUUUUAAAGGAAAAGCAUAAAAAACCUUGCAGACACCGAAGCAAGACCCCAAAUGAGCUGAUUGGUUAGAGAAUUUGCAAGGAAGCCGUUUAUGUUGCACAGUCCAAGUUGGAGCACUUAUCGGUAUUAUCGGGAGCAGUGCCUUCCAUAAUUAAAACACAUUAUCGGGAGCAGUGCCUUCCAUAAUUAAAACACAUUAUCGGGAGCAGUGCCUUCCAUAAUGAUUGAUGAUGACGGUAGUUUUUGCCUACCAUUUUGUGAGGUCUUUUGUUUUUUUUUGGUAUGUGUGUAUUUAUCGGGAGCAGGGUCUCUCAUAUUUCACUUUAAAGGUGGAACAACUUAUCGGGAACAGUGUUUCCCAGAGUUUUAUACUUGACAUAUUUAUUUGUUUUAUUUUUAUGUGUGUUGCAACAGUCCUCUGGACCUUCAGUGGUUUCCUGUUUUGAUGAUUUGAUUGUUUAAUUAUGAUCUAUACUGUGUCUCAUGAGAAUGAGCCUCAUUCAUACAGGAUCAACUUUACAGGGGAGGUGGACAGCAAAAUCUUUCAGGCUCUGAUUUAAAUGUGAGGAAGUUGUAGGAUGUUGUGUGUGUGUGUGUGUGUGAUGGAUGCAGACAUCCAGUUGUGGUGUAGACUUUAAAAUUGUAAGGUAAUCUGAGCUCUGAACAAACGUGAUUCCCGUACUGGUAGCUUUCAUUCUAACAGAGGCUUCCUGAUAUUGUCUUCAUGUAAGGGUAAUUGGACAACUAGCAGGCUGCUUUCAUCAUUGGAUUUAAAGUUGGUGACCACCUCCCCCUGAGAAGUGAUUCCAGUUUGAAUGCGGCUGUAGAUUUCAGACUUUUCCAGGUUAAGUAGUUCAACACUGGUCAAUGUUUUAAAUGCACCGUAUUUGUUGUCGGUAAAGAAAAAGAUCAGUCAACCUUGUCAACUCUAAACCUCGUAUUUCAAACUUCAGUUACCCGCGCUGUUCUACACAUGAAUUCACUCCAAAAGCCAAAUUUAGCUUUGCAUGCAUUUCUCCUGCACUUAUGCAUUCAGAAUCAGAGCUUUUACCCAAACGGCUGUUAAUUCAACUACUCUCACCUUUUUUUUCUUUUUUUCUUUUAAUCUGAAUUGUAUGUUUUAGGUCUCUGAAAUGGAUUUAAAACAUAGUAACAGAGGAGGGGAAAAAAAACAAAGAUAAUUUCAAAUAGUUUGCUUUCAAAAUCAGUAUUUUUGUCAUCUGUUACUAGACUUUGUAAGAAUCGUCUAGCUAGCGCUUAGGUUGCUGGGAAAUGUAUUUCUCCUCACUGUUCAGCUUUGUUUCUGCAAUAUAAAAAUGUGUGUAAUGUGAUUUCCAGUUUCAGAUUUAAGACAAGUGUCAUUAAACCAUCGAGCAUC
Melanotaenia boesemani (Boeseman's rainbowfish) is the source of this 4566-nucleotide messenger RNA. It is a transcript of the gene tfr1b, whose product is annotated as transferrin receptor 1b. The record is from RefSeq and is a predicted model, not a curated record. The transcript is spliced from 19 exons. Gene Ontology annotation, biological process: intracellular iron ion homeostasis; iron ion transport. The coding region runs from base 104 to 2416 and encodes 770 amino acids. Gene Ontology annotation, cellular component: external side of plasma membrane. NCBI's taxonomy places the organism in Eukaryota, Metazoa, Chordata, Actinopteri, Atheriniformes, Melanotaeniidae.